GGAGGACAUUUGAAUGCUGGACAGCAAGCUGUGGACAGGAAGCUGUGGAUGCAACUUCUAAAUUAAUCUUAGCAUGAGAAUCAAAUGCAUUCCUAAUGAAGGGUAUUACAGAGCAACACAAAAUCAUAGAAAACUCAGGACAUCCAGUGGGCAUGAGCGGGGAGUUUGCGGAGGCCGUCCUGGCGGGGGACCUGGAGGAGGUUGGACGGCAGAUUGAGGAUGGGGUUUUUUCCCGCGAGGACGUGGACCGUCCGCACGACAAGGAGGGCUGCACUCCCCUUAUCACCGCCUGCCAGCGGGGCCUGACUCGGGCUGUGCACUUUCUACUGGAGUGGGGAGCCGAUGUGACGCUCUGUAACCACAGCAACCAAUCCGCAGUUCAUGUGAGUCAGCCUGCUCUGCAGGGGGAGCUGUUGGUGGCGGUGGCCAGGUCCCUGUCCCCCCAGGCCAAACUGCUGCACGCGGCCUGGCAAGGAGAUCUCCACUCCUUGCAACACCUGCUGGGCCAGAAGGACCUUGUGGAUGUGAACACACAAAAUCGAGAUGGACUGACCCCCCUGAUGCUGGCAGUGAGGGACGUGGACCUGUUUGAAGGACUGGAGGCCCAGAUGUCCUGGGAAUACCGACCCGUAGAGGUGGUCCAGGAACUGCUGGGCAUCCAUGCCGCCCUGGGCGUGCUGGACCACAGGGGGCGCUCUGCUCUACACUACGCCGCACAGGUGCAGAGCGCACUGAGGGACGAGCUCGUCCAUCUGCUGGUGGAAUCUCUCUCGCCGCAAGGACCCGCAACUCUGAGCCUGGGCUAUUUUGACCCUGAAGAGCCCUCCACAAACUCCACCCACUCUCCCCUGGUGCACAGCUUCCUCAUACAGACCUCAUGUAGCACAGAGGACCUGGUGGGGUUGUCAGAAUGUGCCUCCUUCUCUAAGAGCAGGAAAGCCAGAGAUGAUCAGAGGAUCUCUCUCUGCUUCCAGAGAGCUGCAGUGACUCUGAGGGAAAUGAGGCAAGAGUACCAGGAACUGGAGGAGCGAAGCAGUCGACGCACUUCCCUGCCCAGUCUGUGGGACCGGAGCAGGCGAGGGGACAGGCCAUGCCCCCUGGACACGGGACAGGGCCUGCUGAAGACAAAGGGGCGCUCCUGCCUACCCUCGUCCCCCAGGCCUAAAACGAGAAGCGAGCCUGUGCCCCUCAGCCUGCCAGUGCCCCACCCUCCCCUGCUGAGCCAGUCCGCCCCCACCCUGGGGGAGCCGCUGCUAGACUCCGGCUCCCUGCUUCGGGUCCGGGCCCACAUCCACACAAGACUUGGAGGAAGUGAACCUGAAGCAAAAAUCCACGAUCGAAAGGGAUCGUUACCCUCCUUGUACCCAAGACCAGUAAGGACCCCCAAGCUCCUGGCUCCACUGGACAGGGGAGAGAGGGAAGGGGCAGCGCUACCCGGAUUCAAGCAUCCGCUGCCCCUCAAACCUAUCACCCUGUUGCCCCUGGCCUCCGUGUCCAAGGGGAAGAGAGGGAGGCUGUCCAGGAGGGGCUCACGUGGGUCUCCUGGUGCCAGGGGGGGAAGUGAGGAGAGCAGCUCUAGCAGUGUGAGCAGCCAGGGCUCCCUGGACCUGGAGGAGGACGGUGAACAUGCCGGGACCUUGGCGAGCCAGCCAGGGGGCCACACACAGGAGCAUUCUGACACAGGGGCCCGUGAGAACCUCGGCUUGGACCUCUUACAUUCUGUACAGUCCAUUGCUAUAGACUUCAACAAUACUAGCACUAACUACGAGGCUGCAGAUUCUUCUGAGGAGCAAGAGAUCUUUGGAGAGAGCAUGGAGGACAGAACAUCUGUACAAUCUCAUGCUGAGAGAACAGAGUAUGAGCCACUGGCUGGAGACGGCGAGACAGAGUUAACUCGCAUUUUAGUCUCGGAGUCCUCAGAAGAGGCAUACAGUGGUAGAGCCAUUAACAGUGCUACUUGUUCUGAACUCAACAAUGCAGAAAAGGAAAGAACUGUUCCUGAAAAGGUUCCAUGCAGAGGAGAGCCCUCAAAAGGAGAAACUGGAGCUGAGUCAAGAGAGACUAGCUCCUCAGCUCCAGAGAAGAAAAGAGACUCUGUGACAGAAAUCACAGUCAGUGACAACGAUGGCAAAGACAAUUCAGACAUGAAGCAGGUUGGUCCUCCUAGAGUGAACAUCUCAGUGUAUAAGCCUGAGAUACCUUCAGAAGAGAAGAAUAACCUUGUAAAGGCCCCAAAGAUCAAAGAGAAAGGGAAUAGCAUUUCUUUCCCCACCAAUCAGUCCUUCAACAUCCUGGCUCACAAAGAUCACAGUCGGUUUGGCAGGAAGCUCAAAAGCAACCAGAGGAGCACAACCAGACCUGCACAGCUCAAGGCCAAUGUCAGAAAACCUCCAGAUCUCCUUGUUAGUGGGGAGGCCACUGCUAAACCGUGUGUGACCAGAACAUGCACCACAAAGGCAAGCCAGAAAACUAUUGCUCCUCCUCUGCAGCGAAACAGCUCAACUGACAAAUUUAGACCAGUGAGGAAAAGGUCCAGCUCUGAUGCUGAGAGCUUGAAUAAACUUGAAGCUCUGGGGCGAAAGCAACCCCUUCAGAGGGAGCUGAAGUGCACUCGGCAGCCCAAGAAGCCGGGGUCACUGGUGACCCCAAGAGCGAAGUCGGCUGUGGAUUUUGUCACCUACAGCGACAUGUUCCAAGAGAUCAACAGAGGAGAAGGUGGGCCAGCUAUUUAUGAGAUGUUUGCCACCCCAGUGUAUGACAAUCUCCGUGCAUCCACCUCAUGCGCUAGGGUUAGCCCUAGACAGGUGCAAUCUGCUCCACCCAGGAAGCACCAGGGACAUAGGACCUACAAAUGCCUCAAGCCACUGGACACUAAUCGACAAAGAAAAACCCAAAGGCAGAAGUCCAGUUCUGCUAGCAGCAAACACCGAAAGAGGAGUGACGUUCUUUCUAGAGGAAAAUCUCACAAGCCAUCAGUCCGUGAGGAGGAACAGGAGAAUAUUGUUUUUAUAUCUGGACUUAACUGGCACAUCAAGACCACCAAGUCUGAAAUGACCUUCAGUGAAGAAGACAGGGAAAACGCGUGUUGUACAAUGCUGAAAGAGAAGGAGGAGGAACCAAUUCUGUCAGUCAUUGAGGAAGUCCUCUCCAAUAACCCUUCAGAGACACCCAUCCUUCACAGCACACAUGAGGACAAAACCCCUCCCUCUUCACCUGAACCACAUAAUAUAACUGAUUCACAGACAUUAAAAGACCAUCUCCCUCUACAAGAUGCAAAUAAGCAAGGACCAGUUGGGGAAGGUUCAAAAAAUGAUUACGACUGUGAAAAGGCUGGAGACGUGGAUGACUGUGAAUCUUGUUCGCAGUCUUUCCCAAAACAGCCAAAGAUCAACACCUGGACCUCGGGGAGCAGUGACAGGACAGUGUCCCUCAUGUUCAGGAAGUACUUGGAUGUGGCAGGUGAGGGGCCACUGACGGACGACCUUCUGCGGUGCCUGGCUGAGGAGCUGAUAUCAUUGGAGGAGAAAGAUGCGAAUCCCCACCCUGACAAUGGUACUUCAUGCAAAGGAGGAAUCAGAGAUGUUUCACAAUCAGAAACACACCAUCCCCUACCUGAGGGCAUUACUUCACCUGAUCGAGAGUGCAGUGUCUUGGGAUCAUGUACAGAGGACGCCAUCAUGUGGACAAAAGGGGAAGUACUGGGAAGAGGUGCUUAUGGAACAGUGUACUGUGGACUGACCAGCCAGGGUCAGCUGAUCGCCGUGAAGCAGGUUGCCCUGGACGACUCGGACCCGGACACGGCUGCCAGGGAGUACCAGCGGCUGCAGGACGAGGUGGAGCUCCUGAAGACGCUGUGCCACGCCAACAUCGUGGGCUUCCUGGGCACAGGCCUACAGGACAACGUGGUCAGCAUCUUCAUGGAGUACGUGCCCGGCGGCUCCAUCGCCAGCAUCAUCCACCGCUUCGGCCCGCUGCCUGAGAAGGUGCUGGCCCUCUACACCCGGCAGAUCCUGGAGGGCGUGGCCUACCUGCACCGCAACCGGGUCAUCCACCGCGACCUGAAGGGCAACAACGUCAUGCUCAUGCCCACCGGCGUGGUCAAGCUCAUCGACUUCGGCUGUGCCCGCCGCCUCAGCUGCCUCAGCCACUCCACCAGCAGCAGCAGCGAGCUCCUCCGCUCCGUGCACGGCACCCCCUACUGGAUGGCGCCGGAGGUGAUCAAUGAGACGGGCCACGGGAGGAAAUCGGACAUCUGGAGCGUCGGCUGCACGGUGUUUGAGAUGGCCACGGGCCGGCCCCCGCUGGCACACAUGGACAAGAUGGCCGCCCUCUUCUACAUCGGUGCCAGGCGGGGUCUGAUGCCCGCCCUGCCAGGCGAGUUCUCCGAGGAUGCCAGGAACUUCGUCCAAGCGUGCCUGACGAGUGAACAGAAAGAUCGGCCAUCGGCAGAAGAGCUACUGCGGCACCCCUUCAUUCCCCAGAGAGAAAAAGACAGCGGCCUCCUCUUGCAAGACUGACACUGCUCACAGCUCAUCUAAUCACAUUACAGACCCAUCGGGGGAGAUCCCAGCCUCUUGUAAGGCUUAUCACAGCCUAUCACAAAAGCCCUAUGGUCCCUGCCUCUUGAAAGACUGACAUUCUCCGCAACCUAUCUCGAGUCCUCUCUCACCACUCUAAUCGGCAGGAUCCAUGGGCUUGGCUUCCUGCUUAUCAACACAUUUUUCCCUUAAAAAGCAACUUUUAUCAUAUGGUAAAAUCCAGGGAGUGCUGUUGGAAAUAACAAGCAUUUUAAAAUCUUUGCAUUACCAGUUGUAUGAGUGUGCCCUUUGGACCCCAGGGAAAAUAUUCAGUACUUCACUGAUAAGAUGUACGUGUUAAAUUUUAUGAUACCCUGCUGACAGCUAUGAG
This is a messenger RNA of Megalops cyprinoides (Indo-Pacific tarpon), 4908 nucleotides long. RefSeq names its product mitogen-activated protein kinase kinase kinase 19 (gene map3k19). NCBI's taxonomy places the organism in Eukaryota, Metazoa, Chordata, Actinopteri, Elopiformes, Megalopidae. The coding region runs from base 96 to 4517 and encodes 1473 amino acids. Gene Ontology annotation, molecular function: protein binding; protein kinase activity; ATP binding. The transcript is spliced from 14 exons. Gene Ontology annotation, biological process: protein phosphorylation. The record is from RefSeq and is a predicted model, not a curated record.